AUGCAGCAGUUUCCGGGGCAAAUUGUACCCCAGGUUCGGCCCGAACUAUACGAAUUACUGAUCAAAAGGAAGAAGAGGGCUAUAUGGCUUUCAAGCAUCCUCCUACUUCUUUCACUCCUAAUCACCGCUGCUGGUAUUGCCACUGCAACAAGAACAGAGAAUAUAAGCGUCAUCGGCUAUGUGUCCGGAAUAAUUCUUGCCUUUGGGUCUUUUCUUGCUCUGCUGGGACUCUUUCUGGAUGAAAAUCGGAAGCAACUGCUGGUUGCAGCCAUCACCUUCCUCAGUUUGGGAGUUAUCGGAGCAUUUUUCUGUGUGAUCGUGGAUGGUGUCUUCAUCGCCAUAAACAUUGAUCUAAGACCAUUGCAUGCAAGCAGAUGUCAACAUUACACCAGUGGGCACAACUUUAUUUAUGAGAAUUAUCUGGCUAGUGUACCAUGCCAGAGCCUCACGGAGUCUUGCAAUCUGAAAGUGCGGAGUAACACUUGCUACUGCUGUGACUUGUACAACUGUGCCAAUGGUGAUUACCUGAACAAUUACUUUGAAUUUAUUGGAGUGAAGAGUUGCCAGGAGGUACAAGUGCUUUAUAUUAUGAUCUGGCUCGUCACGGCGCUGAAUGUUUCUGCCUUCCUUUUGGGAAUUAUCACCACUGCCAUCCUUGGCAGCUUCAAAAACAUGGAGUCUCUCAUUGGACCUGAGGUUAGUUUUCAGCUCUUCCACAUUCAGAAUUCCAGAUACAAGUCUAAGGAGCAGCGGGAAUCCCAGCCCAUACUAUCUCCAUCUGCACCGCUCCUGCUACACGAACAUGCAGCAGGCACAAUGCAUCAGGGACCCCCUGCUCAAUACAUGUCAAUGCCUGCACCGCUGCCUAGCUGUGAUUUUAACAACGUAAGGAAGGACACCAAUCCUCCUCCUUUUGCUCCGUUGUAUGAUUUUCUGCCGGAUUAGUCAGUGGGAUCUCCGACUCUGUGUAAAGACCAGACUACCCCGUCACUACAUGUUUGGUAUACCCAUCUGCAACCCAAACCCGUCAGACUUCAAGAGCUUAUCCGUGUUUUUGUACAGUUGUAUUCAGUGGCUGAUAGAGAAAAUGGCUUACUUUAUUUUUAUCCCCUUUUCCUUCAGUGUGAGAUAAUCUGAGUGUUGGACUUUCUAUCACAUAUUUACAACAUUGUACAAAAUCGA
Molecule: messenger RNA, 1182 nt
Organism: Hypanus sabinus (Atlantic stingray)
Lineage: Eukaryota; Metazoa; Chordata; Chondrichthyes; Myliobatiformes; Dasyatidae
Product: transmembrane protein 255B
Exons: 9
Coding region: 1-945 (314 amino acids)
Source: RefSeq, a predicted model, not a curated record